Messenger RNA from Dovyalis caffra, 1509 nucleotides. Lineage: Eukaryota; Viridiplantae; Streptophyta; Magnoliopsida; Malpighiales; Salicaceae. The record is from the annotation of a GenBank genome assembly.
AUGUUGCAUGAAGCUGCUGAAUAUAUCAAGAAAUGCUUAGGUGGCGGGCAAAAUGAUGCAAUCUUGUUUUGUGGCUCAGGCACAACCGCAGCUAUUAAAAGAUUACAAGAAGUGAUGGGCAUUGCCGUGCCAUCAGUUUUGAGAGAUAGGGUAAUUAACUGCCUAAGUAACGAAGAGAGAUGGGUGGUUUUUGUCGGUCCUUAUGAGCACCACUCGAAUCUCCUCUCAUGGAGACAAAGCUUAGCUGAAGUGGUAGAAAUAGGUUUAGAUGACGAUGGUUUGAUAGACGUGGAAGAUCUAAGACGACGACUUGAAUCAUAUAAAUGUGCCAACAGGCCCAUUUUGGGUUCCUUUUCAGCCUGUAGCAAUGUGACUGGGAUUUACUCAGAUACUCGAGGAAUUGCUCAGCUUCUUCAUCAAUAUGGUGGUUUUGCUUGUUUUGAUUUGGCUGCAAGCGGUCCAUAUGUGGAAAUAGACAUGAGAUCUGGAGAGAUUGAUGGUUAUGAUGCAAUUUUCCUUAGCCCACACAAAUUUCUUGGGGGGCCUGGAUCGCCGGGAAUACUUCUGAUGAGCAAAGCCCUUUAUCAGCUGGGAUCUUCUGCUCCAUCAACUUGCGGAGGUGGAACUGUUAACUAUGUAAAUGGUUUCAAUGAAAAGCAAACACUGUACUUGAACGACAUAGAAGAGAGAGAGAAUGGGGGAACUCCUCAAAUAACCCAAACCAUUAGAGCAGCAUUGGCCUUUUGGGUUAAAGAGUACAUUAGCUACCAAUUGAUUGAGAAACAAGAGAAAAUGUACAUAGAAAAGGCACUCAACAGGCUUGUUCCGAACAAGAAUAUAUGGGUUUUAGGUAACACUACAGCAGCCAAACGACAAGCUAUUUUGUCCUUCCUCAUAUACUCUACUACAAACUCUUCCUCAACGGGCAUGAUAAAUGAGAGUAGUAGAAUUGAUAGCGAAGACAUCAAUGAUGGGGUUCUUUACAUGUGGAGAGAGACGGGGAACGAAAGAGGCAAACCUCUUCAUGGACCUUUCGUAGCAGCACUCCUUAAUGACCUAUUUGGUAUUCAAGCUCGAGGUGGUUGUGCUUGUGCUGGACCUUAUGGUCACUCUUUGCUCCACGUCAAUGAGCCUACCUCCCUGGCCUUCAGAUCUGCCAUAGACAAGGGUUAUGCCGGAGUGAAGCCAGGAUGGACGAGGAUCAGCUUCCCCUACUACAUGUCCAACGAGGAAUUUGAGUUCAUUCUGACUGCAAUUGAGUUCAUAGCCAUUUACGGCCAGCGAUUUCUUCCAUUAUAUCACUUCAGUUGGAAAACUGGUAGCUGGACUUUCAAGAAAAGGGAACUGAAGGACCUGGUAGAUAAAGAAAACAAUGGUCAGCUGUUUGUUAGUAAGUUUGCAUCAUAUUUGACGAGGGCUAAACUUAUUGCAACUCUGCUUCCCAAAUUCCCUUCCCAACGUAAGAUCCCACAGGACAUAGACCCCAAUCUCUUGUACUUCCGAGUCUAG